Ziziphus jujuba (common jujube) is the source of this 3625-nucleotide messenger RNA. Its product is annotated as glutamate receptor 2.8. Gene Ontology annotation, molecular function: glutamate-gated receptor activity. Gene Ontology annotation, cellular component: plasma membrane. Bases 385 to 3429 code for a protein of 1014 amino acids. Lineage: Eukaryota; Viridiplantae; Streptophyta; Magnoliopsida; Rosales; Rhamnaceae. The transcript has 5 exons. The record is from RefSeq and is a predicted model, not a curated record.
ACCACCACGUGUGACCAGAGAUUUUUCAGUUCCAAUUCUUUAUUUUAUUUAACUUGUUUCCAAUAAAUAUAUAUAUAUAUAUAUAUAUGUCCCUCAAGUUAACUAUUACAAAGAAGAGCUUUAGAAACCAGAUCAUAUUUAGAUCUUUUUUGCUUUCUACUUUAUCUUAUUUUCUUAUUUUAAUUUGAAAAACUUCUCUUAUUUUCUUUUUGUUAUAUAUAAAAAAAAAAUAAAAAAAAUUGAACAUUAAGUUAUAGUACUCCUUUUCAUUUUCUUUCAACGUAAUGAAAGUAUAGUUAGAACCAACCGUCCUCAGUAGCAUAAAUAAACCAAACAAACUAGUUUCCGUAAACCUUAUAAAAAAAAAAAAAAAAAAAAAGGUUGAUGAAAUUAAGCUUUUCAAAAGAUUCAAAGACGACGAUGAUGAUAAGGAAGAAUCCGAAGAAGCUUGGUUUUGCCUUCAUUUUCUGGUUUGUUUGUUCAUGGAUGUUGAUGUUUAUGGACAUGGGCAUGGCACAAAACACGACGGUCCAAGUGAAAGUGGGUGUGCUUCUUAAACUUGACACUGUGAUGGGGAAGAUAUGGUUGAGCUGCACAGAGAUGGCCCUCUCGGACUUUUAUGCCUCUCAUGCUUCCUUCAAAACUAGACUGGUUUUCAAAACUCGGAAUUCCAAAGAAGACGAAGUCUCUGCAGCCGCCGCAGCUCUAGACCUUAUAAAAAUCGAAGAAGUUCAAGCAAUAAUAGGGCCACAAUCAUCAAUGCAAGCCAGCUUCAUCAUCGAGUUAGGAGAAAAAGCUAAUGUUCCAAUUAUCACAUUUUCUGCUACAAGCCCUUACCUGACUUCUCUUCGAAGUCCUUACUUUUUCCAAAUCGCACAAAACGACUCAACUCAAGUGAAAGCCAUUAGUGACCUUGUCCAAGCUUUUGGCUGGAGAGAAGUUGUGCCAAUCUACGUUGACAACGACUACGGCCAGGGACUCAUUCCAUACUUGACUGAUGCUUUUCAAGAAAUCGGUACUCGUGUCCCUUACCGGAGUGUCAUUGCUCCGUUAGCCACCGACCAUCAAAUCGAGACGGAGCUUCUCCGGUUGAUGACCAUGCAAACUAGAGUUUUCAUUGUGCACAUGUGGUACGAUCUCGGCCCUCGAGUUUUUGCCCAGGCAAAAAAGAUUGGAAUGAUGGACGAAGGCUACGUUUGGAUCAUAACGCGUGGCUUUACUGAUUUACUAGGCUCGUUGAAUUCCUCGGUUAUGGAUUCAAUGCAAGGUGUAUUGGGUUUUAAUACCUAUGUGCCAAACACAGAUGGGCUAACAAAUUUUAGAGUUCGCUGGAAGAGGCAAUUCCAACAAGACAAUCCCCGCAUUCUAGAUCCGCAAUUGAAUGUUAUGGGGCUUUGGGCUUAUGAUGCUGUCUUUGCCUUAGCCAUGGCAGUUGAGAAAGUUGGGACAACACAAACCUUUGGCUUCAAUAAUACAAUUAAUGGUUCUUCUGUCAGCUCCACGGACCUUGACACUUUUGGGGUCUCCCAAAAUGGUCCUCAACUAAGGGAUGCAUUGGAAACUACAAGAUUCAAAGGCAUGGCAGGAGAUUUUGUCCUUGUGAAUCGCCAACUAAAGUCAUCCACUUUUCAGAUUGUCAACGUAAUUGGUGAAUCGGGAAGAACAAUUGGAUUUUGGACACCCGGAAACGGACUUACAAGAACAUUGUUAUUGGAUCAGAAUAACAACAGCGGAGAAUCAAGUCCUUCAAAUCAUAAUAAAUCCAAUCUAGGAUCAAUCAUAUGGCCAGGUGAUCCAGGCGCUAUUCCCAAGGGAUGGGAUAUUCCUACAAAUGGGAAAAAGUUGAGAAUUGGUGUUCCAAAGAAGGACGGCUUUACUGAGUUUGUUAAGGUGACGCGUGAUGUUACCACUAACACAACCAACGUGGAAGGCUACUGUAUUGACGUUUUCAAAGCUGCAGUUGAAAAAUUACCAUAUGCUCUUCCUUACGAACUAAUUCCCUUUGUCAAACCUGACGGCAACAGUUCUGGAGAUUUCAAUGAUUUGGUCUAUCAAGUAUAUCUCGGGAAUUAUGAUGCUGUGGUAGGAGACACAACGAUCAGAGGAAACAGAUCCCAGUACGUUGACUUCACAUUGCCGUACACAGAAUCGGGAGUGGUAAUGGUGGUGCCAAUGAAAGACCAGGGGGGCAAAAAGGCUUGGGUUUUCUUGAAGCCGUUGACGUGGGACCUUUGGGUUACCAGUACUUGUUUCUUCAUCUUCAUCGGUUUUGUUGUCUGGGUUCUUGAACACAGAAUUAAUGAAGACUUUCGUGGACCUCCCUCGCAUCAAGUCGGCACCAGCUUCUGGUUCUCCUUCUCAACCUUGGUUUUCGCACAGAGGGAGAGAGUGGUGAGCAACUUGGCGAGGUUUGUGGUGAUAAUAUGGGUGUUUGUGGUGCUAAUACUGACACAAAGUUAUACGGCCAGUCUAACUUCACUUUUGACAGUCCAGAAACUCCAGCCAACUGUUACUGAUGUAAACACCCUCCGAAAGAAUGACGUUCCAGUUGGCUACCUCAACGUUUCUUUUGUGUAUGGACUCCUGAAAUCCAAUGGUUUCAAUGAGUCCAAUGGUUUCAAUGAGUCCAAACUAAAAGCUUUUAAUACUGCCGAAGAAUUGGACCAACUUUUGUCCAUUGGGGCUGAAAAUGGUGGGAUUGCCGCGGCUAUUGAUGAAACCCCCAAUAUGAAGCUUUUCCUUGCAAAAUACUGCUCCAAAUAUACCAUGAUUGGCCCAAUUUUCAGAACUGAUGGCUUUGGUUUUGCAUUCCCCAGAGGUUCCCCUCUUGUAAGUGAUAUAUCAAGGGCCAUUCUUAACGUGACCGAAGGAGACGAAAUGAAGAGGAUUGAAAGCAAAUGGUUCAAUAGUGACAAUAAUAAGGAUAGCAAUAAUUGUCCAGCAGAUUCCAACCCCAGUGUUACUUCCAGCAGUCUCAGUCUUGAUAGCUUUUGGGGCCUUUUUCUAAUCGCUGGUGUUGCUUCCUUAUCAGCUCUCAUCAUAUUUGCAAUCUUGUUCUUUUACGAGCACAAACACAUGGUUUUUCACUCUGAUUCAGAGACGUCCAUAUGGACAAGAAUUUGGGCCAUGUUCAGAGCCUUCGAUCAAAAGGAUCUGAGCUCUCAUACUUUCAAAAAGAGUGAAGGAAGCGAUGAUACUACUAGUAAUGUUCAUGAUACUGUCCCAGUUAUGGGCUCGCCAACUGGCAAUUACUUCCCUCCAAGCCCAUCCAUUUAUUCAAACUGCUCUGAGUCUGGUUCAAGAUCACCAUUCUCCAAACAUGACCGAGCAGGAACACCUUCUGCGACUCCUCGAGCUUCUCCAGAAUUAGUGGAACCAGUUGUACCAACUAUUCAGCUUUCAAUACCAAAUCAACAGAAUAACCCUUGAAAGAACAGUGGCAGAAACUAAAUAUGUAUAGGCUAAUUAAUUACGAUCAUAGGUAGCUGAAAGUUGAAUUUGUGUAGUAAAAUCUUUACAGAGGAAAAUAACAAACACUGUACAUAUAAAACUUUCCAGUGAGUAUUCAACCCCUGUUAAGAAAAGAAAAGGAAAAAAAAAAAAAAAAAAAAAAGAAAAAAGAAAA